AUGGGCAACUACAUGUCGAAGGUUCGAGGGCUCGUGGCGGACGCGCGCGUGCUCGCAAAGUUCAUGAGGACCGAGUGCAUCAACCACCGCUACGUGUACGACGAGCCGAUGCAGGUCGGCCGGCUUGUGCUGAAGGUCGCCGACAAGUCACAAGUCGGCACGCAGCGGAUCGGGCAGCGGCCGUACGGCGUCGGGCUGCUUGUGGCGGGCGCGGACGCGCAGGGCCCGCACCUGUACGAGACCAAACCCUCUGGCGUCUACUUCGAGUACGUUGGCAUGGCGAUUGGCGCGCGCUCGCAGGCGGGGGGGCGCACCGGCGUCGAGAUCGCGGGGCGCACCUACCUCGAGAAGCACUUCGAGUCCUUCGAGUCGCUCGGCCUCGACGAGCUGAUCGGCCACGCGCUGCUCGCGCUGAGGGAGACGGUGGGCUCGAGCGGCGAGCUGACGAGCAGCAACGUCGCCGUCGGGUACGUCUCUCAGGACACGCCCUUCACCAUCCUCGAGGACGAGGCCGUCGCGGCGCACGUCGACGCCGUCAAAAAGCCCGAGGAGGGGGCGCCCGCCGCGGCGGCUGCCGGCGACGCUCCGGCCGCCGACCCGCCAGCGAUGGAGACGGACUAG
Molecule: messenger RNA, 621 nt
Organism: Emiliania huxleyi CCMP1516
Lineage: Eukaryota; Haptophyta; Isochrysidales; Noelaerhabdaceae
Exons: 3
Coding region: 1-621 (206 amino acids)
Cellular component (GO): proteasome core complex; proteasome core complex, alpha-subunit complex
Source: RefSeq, a predicted model, not a curated record